GCACCGCACCGCGUUCCUGGGCCGAACGCUCUCCACUUGGUGCCCGCCGUAUCUCGUAUCGACCACUCGGAGAGAUGCUGACCUGGAUGUACCUGCAAUCAAUCGUCUACAACGAAAUUCAAAUUCGACCCUUUGGCUUCCGCUGGCCCCAUCCCGGAUUGGACACGCGGCCGCCUCCGCAGCUGAAAUCCGGGCAUGUUCUCGACCAUGGCCCGAUGGCUCCCUUUUGGCCUUCUGUCCCGCAUCCAAUCCCGCGCACCUCGCACGCUUGGCUCCCAUCCCGAGUACUACCAUUCACGAUAAUUAUGUCCUUUGCGGCUGUAUAGGUGCUGCAGCGAGAUUAUUCCUCCACCCCUUCCACACAUUAGGCAUAUUGCGCUCGACAUAACCAUGCUCAUCCGCUCAGCGCGACAGAUACCGCCGUCGCUCCUUGUCCUGCUUGUCUUCCUCGUCUUCCUGGGAUGGCAACUCAGUCAAGGUCCGAGCCAUGAGGAGCCUCCACCACCACCUCCACCUCCGGCUAAGGAAGAGAAGAAGCAUCUGCGGAUCGCCGUUAUGACCUUUGUCACGGAUCAGAGAUCUUACCUCCACUUGUCGCUCAAGAACAAAGACCACUACUCGCGACGUCACGGCUACGACUUCAUCACCGACUUUGAAGCGCACUCCGAGCCGCGUAGCCCUGUAUACUGGAAGUUCGACAUGGUAGAGCGGCUGGUCAAAACCAACAAAUACGACUGGAUAUGGUGGCUAGACUUUGACACGCUCAUCACCGAUACUGGAGUCGCAGUCGCCGACGUAAUCAGAGACGAGCUAGAAAAAGCCGAAAAUGCGAACGAAGUCGACUACAUCCUUACACACGACUGCAACGGCCUGAAUCUCGGAUCCUUCAUCGUCCGCGCACACGACCGAUCGCUCGAAUUUGUCCGUCGCGCACUCCAAAUACGCGAAGAAUCUGAGAAGAGCCACGAGAGCAAGAGUUAUAGCGAACAAGAUGUCAUGGUACAAUUGCUCAAGGAGCAACCAUAUGCCGGCAGACACGUCGUGGCGCCCCAGUCGAGGCUAAACGCUUUUCCAAAGGACAUACCCUGCUUCGAGAAUGAAGAGGGCGAGUGGAAGCCAGGCAAGUUCGUCUUGCAUUUCGCCGGCGCAUGGGCACAUGUCAAGGGCGAAGAUCCCACGGGUCAGCUUAUGAAGAAGUACGAAGGUGAUAUCAUCUGGGGAGACUGGAAGCAAUUCUAUUAACGGUACGCUAUGAGACAGGUUUCGGACAUGUUGGAGUUUAAGGAUGUACACAAUAUCCAGGGUCGAUGUUCUUGCCGUGUAUCUUCGGUCUCGCUGUUGGUCUUUCGACAGCGACGAUGCGUCAUCAUUAACGAUUU
Messenger RNA from Alternaria rosae, 1379 nucleotides. Its product is annotated as galactosyl transferase GMA12/MNN10 family-domain-containing protein. Gene Ontology annotation, cellular component: Golgi membrane. NCBI's taxonomy places the organism in Eukaryota, Fungi, Ascomycota, Dothideomycetes, Pleosporales, Pleosporaceae. Bases 391 to 1242 code for a protein of 283 amino acids. The record is from RefSeq and is a predicted model, not a curated record. The transcript has 2 exons. Gene Ontology annotation, molecular function: glycosyltransferase activity. Gene Ontology annotation, biological process: protein N-linked glycosylation.